AUGCUGCCCACGCCCUUCUCGGUGAGGGACAUCCUCAGCCUGGAGGGGCCCGGGGGGCUCCGCGCCGCCCCCGCCCGCAGCCCCGCCGGGCAGGACGAGCCGCCCGCAGGGAAAUCUCCGCUCGGCCCGAGCCCUGAGGCCGAGGAGCGGCGCGGGGAGCCCGGCCGGGCGCGCCGGCAGCCGCGGAAGCCGCGCGUUCUGUUCUCGCAGGCUCAGGUGCUGGAGCUGGAGCGGCGCUUCCAGCGGCAGAAAUACCUGUCGGGGCCCGAGAGGGAGCAGCUGGCGCGGCUGCUGCAGCUCAGCCCCACGCAGGUGAAGAUCUGGUUCCAGAACCGGCGCUACAAGAGCAAGCGGCAGCGGCAGGAGCGGGGCCCGGCGCUGCCGCCGCGCACGGCGCCGGUGCCGCUGCUGGUGCGGGACGGCAGAGCCUGCCCGCGGGGCUGCGGGCCCUUCCCGGCUCCCUGGGCAGUUCCCGGCCCCUUUUCCUCCCGCUCCUGCUGCGGCGGCGCUGCCGGGGCGGGGUGCGGGUACCCCGCGGUGCCGCCCGGUGCCACCCCCGGCGGUGCCCAGCGCCUGCCCCCGGCUCUGCCCGCGGCUCUGCCCCCGGCUCUGCCCGCGGCUCUGCCCGCGGCUCUGCCCGCGGCAAUCAGCGCCCGGAGCCGCAGCUGA
Passer domesticus (house sparrow) is the source of this 669-nucleotide messenger RNA. It is a transcript of the gene NKX2-6, whose product is annotated as NK2 homeobox 6. The record is from RefSeq and is a predicted model, not a curated record. Gene Ontology annotation, biological process: regulation of transcription by RNA polymerase II; cell differentiation. Gene Ontology annotation, molecular function: RNA polymerase II cis-regulatory region sequence-specific DNA binding; DNA-binding transcription factor activity, RNA polymerase II-specific. Lineage: Eukaryota; Metazoa; Chordata; Aves; Passeriformes; Passeridae. Bases 1 to 669 code for a protein of 222 amino acids. Gene Ontology annotation, cellular component: nucleus. The transcript has 2 exons.